AUGAGCUGCACGACAGAGGAGGAAGCGGCCCGGGCGAAGCGCGGUGGGCACCCCGUGUGCGCAGGGCGGCGGCUGCCGCUGCGGAGGCAGCUGUCGCAGGUGCCCAUCACGGCGCUGGGCUUCCUCUACGUGGCGGCGACGGCGGACGUCUUCGUCCUGGCGGGGGAGGAUGCGCGGCUGCUCGUGUACCGGGCGGCGGCGGCGGGCGGUUUGGCCGACGUGGGAGAUGAGCUCGUGUGGACAGUGGCCGUCUUCCGGGACCAGGACCAGGACCAGGACCAGGACCAGCCGAUACACGGCCUGCGGGUGUGGCAACGCGACGGACGCGCGCGGGCCCUGGUCUGGGGCGCCUCGUCCGUCGCCGUCGUCGACUUGGAUGGCGUCGACGGCGGCAGGGAGCCGCGGGUGCUGGGCGCGGCCACGGCCCCGGACUGGAUCUACGACGGCGCCGUCUCGCCGUGGGACCCGGACCGCGCCGCCCUCGUCACCGCGCACAACGACAUCAUCCCCCUGACGUGCGGCGGCGCCUCGGACGGCCUGGAGCUCGGCGCGGCCACGACGUCGCCCUCGCGGCCCAUGCUCUACUCGGCCCAGCUGGCCUGGCUCUCCCCGUCGUGCAUCCUCGUCGCUGCGGGGACCGUCUUUGGCGACGUCGUCGUGUGGAAGUGCGACCUAGCCGCCGCCGCGCACACGACGAUAUGCCGCUUGUCGGGCCACGAGGGUUCCGUCUACGGCGUCGACAUUUCCCCCGCCCUGACUCUCCCGGACGGGACGACGAUGCGCCUCCUCGCCAGCUGCAGCGACGACCGGACCAUUCGCAUCUGGGACGUCUCCGAUGCGGAAACGAGCGGGCCUACCUCGGCGCAGCCCUCCGCGACAACCGAGACGACGGGUUUCAGGUCGUCUUCGCCAAGCUGUGACGACGGGGCCGCCGACCGACUCGUUGCUGUUGCCAUGGGUCACCUCUCGCGCAUAUGGGGCGUUAAACUGGGCCUCGCGGAGCCGGCCACGCUGCCGGACGGCACGCUGUGCGUCUACUCGUUCGGCGAGGACGCGACGGCUCAGCGCUGGCGCCUGUCGCUCCAUCCAAGGAGGAACGGGGGAGACGGGGCCUUGGCCGGGCUGGCGCACGAGCAGGCCAUGUCGCUGCACAACGGCAAGCAUCUGUGGGCCGGCGCCGUGCUCUGCCGUCCCGGAACCACGACGCUGCUCGCCACGGGCGGGGGGGACGGCAAGAUCUGCCUAGUGCGAGAGCCCAUGACGCCGGUGCGGCCGUAUCCCAAGCACGCGAGCUCAGUCUCCCGGGACGGCGUGGUGACCGUCGACGUACAAGACAUUCUCGCGUCUCUGCCACGUCCGCCCCCCUCGCGCAGCGGCCGCGAUAUCAUAAACAGGUACGACUUUUUGUCCGCGGACCAAAUCCUCGUCAGCACCACGCUCGGCCGUCUUUUCGUGGGCUCGCUCAUCGACGGCCUAGCUUGGGAAGAGAUCGAGGUGGAUGACGACGUUGCUGGCGACGUGGGACUUACCUACGCCCUCAGGGCCGUUGGCAACGGGGCUGCUGUUCUCGGCACCACAAAUGGCCACAUACUCUACUUCCAGCGCCCUCGCCGCCUCUCCCGCGUCGUCAAGGUCCCCGGAAAGGUGGUCGACGUGGGUUGCGUCUCGGCGGCGCCCGGCCGGGGCGCCGUGGAUACGUCUUGGGUCGAGAUCAUGGUCCAUCUCCAUGGUAAUCCGAGCUCGCAAUAUCUCACCCUCGACGCACCGACGGGUCGCGUCCUGCGCCACGAGCACACGGCCGGCCUUGACGCCAGGUUCGUCGCCAUCUCUGCGGCCAGAAUGGGCGACGUGCUACUCAUGGGGUCUCGCCAUGGCUGGCUGUCUCUCUUGACGAGGCAAGAAGACGCCUGGCGCCCCGUACUGGACCUGGCACCUCGCAGUCGCGACGGCAUCACCGCCAUCGUGCCUCUGCCCCCCAAGGCCAACGCCACUCUGCCCUCGCCAUACUUUGUGGCCACGAGCCGGGACGGGAAAUUUCGCAUAUAUCGUGUCGAGUGGGAGGGAGACGGCGCGCGUUGUCAUCUGCUGCACGAGACGUCGCCGCCUUUCGGGCCCAUGGUUGAGGGCGCAUGGUUCACGCGCGACGCGGUCCCGGAACUCAUCUUGUACGGCUUUAGAAGCAAAAAUUUUGUCAUUUGGAACGAGACUCGACGAGAGGAGGUGGCCACUAUAGACUGUGGAGGCGCACACCGAACGUUUCGGCCGUGGUUCAGCGCCUCGGAUCCCGGGCAUUAUCGCUUUGCUUUUACUCGAACGUCCAAGUUGGCCAUUUCCUCGCAGGCCCGGCCUAUCUUCCGGACACUCAAGGCGGGGACGCACGGGCGCGAGAUACGAGCUUUGAGCUCCAACGGGCGUUACAUUGCCUCUGGCGCCGAAGACACGUCGAUCCGGAUAUGGACAUGCGUCUCGGGACGAGGGCAGAGUCGAGUGCGGAUAUGCCACUUGGCGUCGGUCAAGGCGCACGUCACUGGGAUCCAACAGCUGCGGUGGGCUGGCGACGAGUAUCUCUUCAGCAGCGCCGGCAACGAAGAGUUUUUCGUGUGGAGAGUGCGCAGCCUGGACUCUUCGUACGCAGGCCUGGCCGUGGUCUGCGAGGCUGUUUACAGCGACAAGAGCGCCACGGGAGACUUGCGCAUCAUGGACUUUGACGUCGACGGCCGCAGUCUCUCGAGCGGCUUGCUCGUGACCUUGGCCUUUUCCAAUUCCACCUUUAGGACGUAUCAGUACGGGCCCGAUGGUGGCUUUAAGCCCCUUGCUCACGGGGUCUAUACCGGUGCUUGUGUCACGCAGGUGCGGCAUCUUGGCAUGUGCCGAGACAGGCUGUGGGUGGUGACGGCUUCGACCGACGGGCACAUGGCCUUGUGGGCGACGCAGGCACAGGGGAACGACCAAGAAGGGCCGACGUAUGUGAUGACGCAGGCGGCUCAGGUGCACCAAAGCAGCAUCAAGGGACUCGACAUGACUCGACAAGGGCAAGGAUAUCUAAUCAUGACGGGCGGCGACGACAACGCGCUCGGGGUUUCCGCCAUCGGCCUUGCGGAAGACGGGAGCGGCCAUGUGAUUAUGCGACGAGGCGUUGUGCGGUCGGCGCACGCGGCCGCCAUCAACGGGGUUGUCUGGCUGGCCGGCGAGGAGGGAGCGGUUGGGGUGAGCGUGAGCAACGACCAACGGGUACGAGCGUGGAGAGUAUGCGGGACGAGAGUCGAGCUGGUCGGCUCCAUGUGCAGCGGCGUCGCAGAUCCGGGCGACGUCGCGCAGGUCUGCCUGGGGAGCGUCAUGGUGGGAGGGGUCGGGGUCGAGGUAUGGAGCUGGCUCGACGGCAAACGCUCCCUUAGCUGCUAG
Hirsutella rhossiliensis is the source of this 3402-nucleotide messenger RNA. RefSeq names its product WD domain, g-beta repeat domain-containing protein. NCBI's taxonomy places the organism in Eukaryota, Fungi, Ascomycota, Sordariomycetes, Hypocreales, Ophiocordycipitaceae. Gene Ontology annotation, molecular function: protein binding. Gene Ontology annotation, biological process: tRNA methylation. Bases 1 to 3402 code for a protein of 1133 amino acids. The record is from RefSeq and is a predicted model, not a curated record. Gene Ontology annotation, cellular component: cytoplasm. The transcript has a single exon.